AUGGCUUCCUCUUCAACCUCCUCUCCGACUCUCACCCGAACCGAGACUCUGAGCCUGGGGGCCCUCUCCUUUGCCGCAGUCGCAGUCCUCCUCAAUGCCUUCCAGGGCGAGGGCGAGCCCCUGAUAGCGUCACUGGCACUCUCAGUCCUGGCCUUUGCGCUGGCCUACUCCAUGAUCCGAUGGCUUGGCCCAGUCUUUAAACAGGCCGGCUUCAAGGGCCGCGACCUCUCAAAGCACCACCGCCCUGAGCUGCCCGAGUGCAUGGGUGCCGUCUGCGCUGCCGUCUACUUACUCGUCGUCAUCGUCUUCAUCCCCUUCCCCUUCUACAAGGACAUUGUUGCCGCCACUAGCGGUGGUGGAAACAGGGACGUUGUAUUCCAGGUCGAGCACCUCGCCUCCUACCUUUCCGCAAUCAUCUCCCUCCAGACGACCGCCCUCCUUGGCAUCGGCGACGACCUCUUCGACAUCCGAUGGCGACACAAGUGGUGGAUCCCAGGCCUGGCCUCGGUCCCCAUCCUCGUAAUCUACUUUGUCGACUUUGGCGUCACCUCCAUCGUCAUCCCGAUCCCCCUCCAGCCCUACCUCGGCGAGCUCUUCGACCUCGGCGUCCUCUACUACAUCUACAUGUCCUGCAUCGCAAUGUUCUGCCCUCAGUCCAUCAACAUGCUCGCAGGCAUCAACGGCAUCGAGGUCUCCCAGUGCAUCGUCGUCUCCCUCCUCCUCGUCCUGAACGACUGCCUCUACCUCUUCACGCCCUACCCCCACCCGGCCACCGACUCCCACCUCUUCUCCCUCUACCUCCUCCUCCCCUGGCUCGGCGUCUCCUUCGCUCUCGUCCUGCACAACUGGUACCCUGCCAAGGUCUUCGUCGGCGACACCUACUGCUACUUCUCCGGCAUGGUCUUCGCCACCGUCGGCAUCCUCGGCCACUUCUCAAAGACGCUCGGCCUCCUCCUCGUCCCCCAGCUCUUCAACUUCCUCUACUCGACGCCCCAAAUCUUUGGCCUCAUCCCCUGCCCUCGUCACCGCUUGCCCCGAUUCAACGCUCGCACCGGCCUCCUGGAAACGAGCAAGACGCCUUGGAGCCCCGAACGCCAACCCCGCCCCCUCGUCGCGCAAGGACUGCACCUCCUCGCCAAGUUGCGCCUUCUGGAAGUAACGGUGGACGAAAAGGGCCGCUUCGUGGAGACGAGCAACUUCACCCUGCUCAACCUGUGGCUCGUCUGGAGAGGUCCCCUGAGAGAGGACCGCCUCGCGUGGGAGGUCACCUUCCUCCAGCUCUUUGUCGGCCUGUUUGGUCUCUUUGUUCGCCAUCGCCUCGCUCUGCUCAUCUUUAAGGAGGAUAACUGGGGUAUGACGACCAAGAGAUACUGA
Molecule: messenger RNA, 1374 nt
Organism: Colletotrichum paranaense
Lineage: Eukaryota; Fungi; Ascomycota; Sordariomycetes; Glomerellales; Glomerellaceae
Product: glycosyltransferase family 4
Exons: 2
Coding region: 1-1374 (457 amino acids)
Biological process (GO): protein N-linked glycosylation; dolichol-linked oligosaccharide biosynthetic process
Cellular component (GO): membrane
Molecular function (GO): UDP-N-acetylglucosamine-dolichyl-phosphate N-acetylglucosaminephosphotransferase activity
Source: RefSeq, a predicted model, not a curated record